AUGGCUAGAUUACUUAAGAUGCAGAUACAGGGAAUCCGAAGCUUUGGUCCGAACGACAGUGAUCAGCAGAUGAUUACGUUUCAAUCACCUGUGACGCUGAUAUUAGGGCAGAACGGAUGUGGUAAGACGACGACAAUUGAAGCCCUGAAGUAUGCAGCUACAGGUGAGGUGCCAGCAGGAACUAAACAAGGGCAGUCGUUUGUUCAUGACCCGAAGAUGGCUCGUCAGCCAGAGACAAGGGGCCAAAUAAAAUUGUUGAUGGCUGAUCGCAAAGGCGAAGAAGUUGUCAUCACACGUACGUUACAAACAACACAGAAGGCAAAAAAUUUGCAAUUGAAAACACUGGAUCCAGUAAUUCAUAGGAAGAAGUCUAGUGGUGAAGUUGUACAGGUUGGUGGACGGUGCAUUGAUGUAAAUUUAGAAAUGUCUCAUGUUUUUGGUGUAUCAAAAGCUGUUCUGAGCAAUGUUAUAUUUUGCCAUCAAGAAGAUUCUAACUGGCCAAUGGAUGAGGGAAAGAAACUCAAGGAGAAGUUUGAUUCCAUAUUCGAUGCAACAAAACUUAAUAAAUGUUUGGAACACAUCAGAGAUCUUAGGAAAGCAGUAAAUACAGAAAUCAGCACUGAUGAGAAACUUCUGAAAUCACAACAAGAGAUAAAAGAUGAGACUGUUUCAAAAAAGAAGGAUUUACAAGAGGCAGAGAGUCGUCUGGCAGUAACUCAGGACAAAAUAGAUAACUUGAGCGAUAAACUAUCACCUUUGCUAGAAAAACUAGAUGAAAUUUGUGAUGUGGAAAAGGAUUUCCUUCAGCUCACCAGGGAGAAAGAAAGAGCUGAAGACAAGAUGAAAAUACUAGAAUCGCAACAAUCAGAUUUAAAGAAGAAUAUUAAGGAAGUGCUUGAGUGGAAAACUUUAGAAGAAAUAACUGAUUUAAUCAACAGUUUUAAAACUGAAGCAAGGAACUGGCAGGAGCACUUGAAAUCUAUGGAGAUUGAACUUCAGCAGAUAUCUAGGGAUGAGGAGCGAGUAUUGGAAGAAACAAGCCAAGAGCAGAUGACUCUUGGAAAACUUCAGAAAGAGGAAGAAGAUCAUAAUACUCGAAUAGAUGCACGCAAUAAGAAUCUACAGAGAUUGGCAGAAACAUUUCAAAUAAGAGUAAAAGAAGAUACAUUUUCUUCAGAAGUUCUUGUCUCAAAUUUAAUGCAUCAAGUCGACGAUAAAAUAAGAGAGUCAAAGGUACAGUUUGAGCAGUUACGGAACAGGUUUCAAAGAGAAGAGCAGGAACUCCAAAGUAAAAUAGACAUUGCUAGAGACACUAAAGCAAAGCUAGAGCAGGAAAUCACCUCAAAAAAACGACAAGCAGAAGAUAAUAAAGCUGAAGAAUGGAGUGUCAAAACAGAAAUUGAAGAUAUAGAGAAAUCUGGUGAAGAACUUGUCAAAUUAGGAAGAGAACUGGAGCAAGCAAAAACUAACUGGGAAACUGCUUGUCAAGAACUUGAUGAAGAACAGCUGAAAAAAGAAAUUAGAGAUCAGCACCAAGAGAGCAACAGGCUGGAUGAUAAGCUAGUUAUUGUGGAUAAAGAAGUUCAGACAUUGCAGCUGUUGAGUAGUGAGCAGGCACAGCUUGAUAUCCAGAACAAACUGAAGGCAUCUAAGGAGUCCGAACUCAAAAAACUAAAGAACAAACACAAUGAAGCACUGCGCCACCUUUUGUUUACAGUGCCACAACAAAAUUUGAAACAUGACUUGGAUGCUUGCAUGCUUCAACUGACUCGUCAGAUCAACAACAUCAAUGAGAAGAUAAAUAGUAAGCAGAAUGAGGCGGCUGCACUUGAAGUGAAACGAGCCCAUCACAAGGAGCAGUUGGAUUUGAAAGAAAGAGAGCUGCGAAAAUUUGAAGAAGAAAUAUAUGAUUUGUGUGGCAGGCAAGAUUUUGAUGAGUACAUACAAAGUGUUUCUGAUAGAAUACAAGAACUGCAGGACCAAAAAGGAACGCUCAGUGCUUCGGAAUACAUGUUCCGUCGCUACAUUCAGAAACUGGAACAGGAAGAUCCUUGCUGUCCAUUGUGUCAUAGGGAGUUUGAAGCCGCUUCUGAAGCUGCUGAACUUGCAUAUGAACUGAGUAAUAAAGUCAGUGAAGUCCCAGCACGCCUUCAGGACAAUAAGAAAGAACUAGAAAAUAAGCUAAAGGAAUAUGAUAAACUUUUGCAAAUGAAACCUGCUUAUGAAAGAACUGAUAUCAUGCGCACCAAGGAGAUACCAGAAAUGAAAGAGUCACUUCAUCAAACAGAAGAGGCUUUAGAUGCAGCUCGGAAACAGAUUAAAGAUUUGAAGGAGCAGUUACUGGGUCCAAAAGCAAAGGAGCAGAUGGCAAAGGAUAUCCAAGGAGAU
Molecule: messenger RNA, 2388 nt
Organism: Schistocerca piceifrons (Central American locust)
Lineage: Eukaryota; Metazoa; Arthropoda; Insecta; Orthoptera; Acrididae
Product: DNA repair protein RAD50-like
Exons: 1
Biological process (GO): telomere maintenance via telomerase; double-strand break repair; chromosome organization involved in meiotic cell cycle
Cellular component (GO): condensed nuclear chromosome; Mre11 complex
Molecular function (GO): double-stranded telomeric DNA binding; G-quadruplex DNA binding; ATP hydrolysis activity
Source: RefSeq, a predicted model, not a curated record